AUGCCCGCUACACCAUCCAAGCCGGGCUCUUCGCCCAGGCCGAUAAUUUCAAUAGACGUUGAGAGCCAGACCAGGCCGGUGGGAACCCCUUAUCGGGGAGGCCACCACCCACGGCUGACGUACGAUGGAGACAUUGUCAAAAGUGCUCUUGAUGACUACUGCGGAGCGGGGCCCCUGAAUGGUGGGAUGAAGGUCACAUUCAAGGACCUGAACUACAGGGUGAGAAGCAACUCAAAGAGGGGUGACUGCAUCACUCUCCUACACAAAGUAUCUGGCUUCCUGCUUCCUGCUAAUCUUACAGCACUGAUGGGACCCAGUGGCAGCAGCAAGACCACGUUGCUCGAUGUGUUGGCUGGGAGGAAGACGGUGGGAACCAUCAGCGGCCAGGUCCUUUUCGCCGGGCAGCGAGCAUCGCGUACCUUCCUACGCAGAUAUACCGGCUAUGUGGAGCAGUUUGACGCGCUGAUCGAAAACCUGACGGUGUUUGAGAUGCUGCUGUACACUGCGGAGCUGAAACUGGACAUGCGCAUGAAAUUCUUGGACAAGUGCAAAAAGGUGCAGAAGGUGAUCGACCAGCUGGCGCUCAACACCUGCCGGGACACGCGCAUCGGCUCAGCACUCACGCGCGGAAUCUCAGGCGGCCAGGCCAAGCGGACCAACAUUGGAAUUGCAUUGGUGUCCGACCCGCGAGUGCUGUUCCUGGACGAGCCCACCUCAGGCCUGGACUCCUACACUGCCAACGAGGUGAUGACAGUGGUGAAGGGCCUGGUCAAGAACGGCAUCACCAUCUGCGCAACGAUUCAUUCCCCCACGCCCUACUGCUUCAACCUGUUCGACACCCUCAUGAUCCUGCUGCGCGGCCACGUCGUCUACUUUGGCGAGAACGGUCUCGCGGCCAUCAACUACUUUGAGAAUGCCUUCCCGGAGGUCAUCAAGUUCGGCUCCGGCGCUGGGCAUCCGGAGACAAUGCACAACAAGGCUGAGUGGAUCGUGGACCUGACUACCACGGCGGACCGAGGAGAACGGCACGAGGUAUUUGCAGAGAAGUACCAGGGCAGCGAUUUGAAGCGGGUCAAUGCGCGCGCGCUCUCGGCGCACAUGAGUGAGACCGGGGAGCUCUCCCCUGAAAUGCUGCGCGAACUGGGCACCAAGGCCGAGACCGCCAACCCCUGGUACUACGGCGUAUACACCCUUCUCAGGUACCGCAUGGGGCGAGACAUAGUGGACCUCAACUUCCUGGGCCCCCGCAUCAUGGACAAGUUUGUGCUCGCGCUCAUCAUCAUGAGCCUUUACUGGAAUGUGGGAGCAAACCAGGCGCCCUCCAAUGUGAACAACAUCACGGCGGUGCUCUUCCUGUGGACCAUCCUGCCCGGCUAUGCAGCCGCCUCCUACAUGCCCACCAUCGUCCUGGAGCGGCCUCUGUAUGUCAGGGAGAGAAACGAUGGGCUGUAUCGGCCAAUCACCUACCUUGUGGCCAAGAUGACCGAGGAGCUGACCAUCUUUUUCUUCCUCUCCCUGGUGCUCACCGUCAUCGUGUUUGCUCCCUGCAACCUCGGCGGCUCCUACAUCCUAUUCUGGCUGGUCAACUUUAUCACCACAGCCACGGGGAUUGCGCUGGGAUACUUCAUAGCGGCCAUCUCUCCCAACAUGGACAUGGCAAAUGCAGCGCUGCCGGCCUACGUGACGGUGCUGCUGUUCUUUGUGGGUCUGCUGCUGCGCAACCAAGACCAGCCAGUCUACUGGCGCUGGUUCUCCUACCUGGACUUCCUCAAGUAUGCCUGGGGCGCCCAGAUGAUCAACCAGUUUGAGGGGUCCAAGGCCAUGGCCCUGGACUUCCAAACGGUGUUGAAGUUCUACAAUCUGGAGGGGCAGAGCAAGUGGCUGAACCUGCUCUAUGAAACAUGCUUCCUCCUGCUCUUCCUCAUCUUGGCAUGGUUGCAAGAGCGACUAGGCGUCCUGGCUCCUCAGAGUGCCCCAGCCAGCACACCCGUGGCCUGGCACAGACAGACAGACCGCCUGGCUGUGAGCGAUGGCGCUGACAGGGUGCACGUAGGUGAGGCGAGCGCAGUAGCUUCCACAAGCGGACGAGCUGCCUCCCCUGCCGCCCUCCCUGGCAAGCUGGCCCUCUACCAUGACUUCCAGCACCAGGUGACAGCACUGGCAUGGAGGCCGCUCAGCAGCAAUACUCUGGCGGUGGGGUGUCGGCGGGGGGUGUGCCUGUGGAGCCUGGGAAAGUGCCCAGCUGGGGGCGCACCUGCCUGCAGGGCCACGGUGGCUGGCAGCAGCACAUCUGCUUGGCUCACCUUCCUGCGAACUCGGGGCCAGGGAUCGGUGACAACGCUGGCGUGGAGCCCAAAUGGUCAGCUGCUGGCGGCGGCAUCUCAGGAUGCACCGGGCUUUGUCAUCUUCGAUGUGACGAUGGGCACUCAGACGGCUGUUCAGGCCGGGCUGGCGGCAGUGUCGCUGCUGGAGUGGUCGCCGGACGGCUGCUACUUGCUGGCGGGCAGCGCAGAUGGCAGCUUCCGCAUCUGGGAGACCCAGAAGUGGACCAGUGCUGCCUGGAGCACACAGGCACGUCGAAUCUUAUUAUUUUUGUUUCCCUCCUGCUCCUGUGUCACCCCUUCCUGA
Coccomyxa subellipsoidea C-169 is the source of this 2628-nucleotide messenger RNA. RefSeq lists its product as hypothetical. The record is from RefSeq and is a predicted model, not a curated record. Gene Ontology annotation, cellular component: membrane. Lineage: Eukaryota; Viridiplantae; Chlorophyta; Trebouxiophyceae; Coccomyxaceae. The transcript is spliced from 18 exons. Gene Ontology annotation, molecular function: ATP hydrolysis activity; ABC-type transporter activity; ATP binding. Bases 1 to 2628 code for a protein of 875 amino acids.